Messenger RNA from Serpula lacrymans var. lacrymans S7.9, 436 nucleotides. RefSeq lists its product as uncharacterized. Bases 164 to 361 code for a protein of 65 amino acids. NCBI's taxonomy places the organism in Eukaryota, Fungi, Basidiomycota, Agaricomycetes, Boletales, Serpulaceae. The record is from RefSeq and is a predicted model, not a curated record. The transcript is spliced from 3 exons.
AAAUUUCAUUGAAGUUAUGGUUGAGAACGCGGUCAUCAACCGAAAGGAGGCCCACAGGAAAGAUUCCGGUAACUAUUCACCAUGCGAAACCUAGGAAGAGAAGUCUUCGCACAUCCAAGCCCUAUCGAGUUUACCGUGACACGAUGAUGCUGGGAAACCGCCAAUGCAGUGGUGCAAGUUCCUCCAUAAUGAUGUUAUCAAAUCUGGAUAUUGGGUUGCCGAUGAGUGGGCUGAAGUAGAUGAUCACUGGGUGUCAGCGCAAGAUGACGGGUGCAGAGCUCCGCCGAGGCAUUCUAGUCUUGAGACUCGAGAAUAUCUUGCAUUUGUCGUCCUUGUUUAUAAAGAAAAUGCUUCAAAGUGACACUCCACCAUGCAUUUUGACAAUUUGGAAUUAGUAUGGGAAUUGAUCCAACAAUCCACAAAUUGCAAAGUUAUC